AUGAUGCUGAUGGAAGUGAGAGUGCCAGUCAUAAAAUAUCAAUAUAUUCUGACAAUGAUAUUUGCCACUGAGGAGAUCAACAGAAAUCCCAAACUUUUACCCAACAAGUCUAUUAAUUUUCAGUUCAGUCCGACAAAGUGUGAUGAUUCAUGGGCUAUUAUCUAUCAUCUAAAUUCCAUGGAAACUAAAGAGGACAUUGUUCCUAAUUAUAAUUGUGAAAUAGUUCAAUGUACUUUAUUAUGUACAGGACCAUCGUGGGCAACUAGUAGCAGAAUUGGGGCAUUGUUCUCAAUCUUUAAUUUAGGACAGGUGAGACUUUGUGAUAACAGAAUUCACUAUGGUCCAUUCCAUCCUAUUCUGAGCGACCGUUUUCAGUAUCCGUAUCUGUAUCAGAUUGCCCCCAAGGAAACAAGGCUGCCUUUUGCCAUCGUCACCUUAAUGCUUCAUUUCAACUGGACCUGGAUGGGGCUGGUCAUCUCUGAUGAUGACCAAGGUAUUCAAUUUCUCUCAGACCUCAGAGAAAAGAUGCAAGGAAAUGAACUCUGCUUAGCCUUUGUGAAUGUGAUCCCGUUAAACAUGCAGUUAUAUAAUACAAGGGCUGAGAAAUAUUAUCAACAAAUUGUGACAUCAUUGGCAAAUGUUGUGAUCAUUUAUGGUGAAAUGAAUUCUACACUGGAAGUGAGCUUUAGAAGAUGGGCAUAUUUAGGCAUCCAUAGGAUCUGGGUCACCACCUCACAGUGGGAUGUCAUCACAAAUACAGGAAGAGACUUCAUUCGUGACUCAUUCCAUGGUGCUUUCACAUUUUCUAAUCACUAUCAAGAGAUUCCUAAUUUUAAAAAAUUUAUUCAGACAGUGAACACUUCCCAAUAUCCAAUAAACUUUUCUGUUAUGCAAUCAGAAUGGAUGUGCUUUAAUUGUUUGGACAUUGAAUCUAAAUGUGAAACACAGAGUAAGUGUUCACUCAAUACUUUAUUAAAAUGGUAUGCAAGUCAAGGACUUGACAUAGCCAUGAAUGAUGAGAGUUAUAAUCUAUACAAUGCUGUGUACGCUUGGGCAUAUGCCUACCAUGAAAUUUAUUAUGAACAGGUAGAUGUUCACCCAAUAAUCAGUCUGUGCUUACUUGACUGCUCAAAGAUUUAUCACACUAUGAAGAAUUUGCAAUUUAUUAACCCCAUUGGAGACAUAGUGACCAUUAAUGAGAAAACAAAAUGUGAUGCAGACUAUGAUAUUUUCCACAUUUCAAAUUUUCCACAAGGUCUUGGAAUAAAGGUGAAAAUAGGACAGUUUUCUUCGUAUGGUUCCCCUGGUCAACAAUUGCAUUUGUCUGAUGAGGCAAUAGAGUGGGCCACCGGGGGUAGGCAGGUUCCCUCCUCUCAGUGCAGUGAGACUUGCAGGCCUGGUUUCAGGAAGUUCCUACAGGAAGGAAAGGCAGCCUGCUGCUUUGAUUGUUCCCCCUGUCCAGAAAAUGAGAUUUCUAAUAAAACAGAUAUGGAUCAAUGUGUAAAGUGCCCAAUCACUCAGUAUGCCAGCAUAGAGAAAAAUCACUGCCUCCAAAAAUCAAUGAAGUUUCUGGCUUAUGAAGAGCCCUUGGGGAUGGCUCUGGCUUCUUUGGCCCUGUCCUUCUCUGCACUCACUGCUCUUGUUCUUGGGGUUUUCGUGAAGCACCAAGACACACCAAUUGUGAAGGCCAAUAAUCGAGCAAACAGCUACAUCCUGCUCAUCGCUCUCAAGUUCUGUUUUCUCUGCUCAUUACUCUUCAUUGGACAUCCCAACACAGCCAAGUGCAUCCUGCAGCAGAUCACAUUUGCAAUUCUGUUCACUGUGGCUGUCUCAACCAUCUUGGCCAAAACAAUUACUGUGGUUCUGGCCUUCAGGGUCACAGCUCCAGGAAAAAAGAUGAGGGGGCUGCUGUUAUCAAGAGCAACUAACUACAUCAUUCCCAUCUGCACCUUCAUCCAACUUGUUCUCUGUGGACUCUGGCUGGGAACAUCCCCUCCCUUUGUGGACACUGAUGCACACUCGGAACUCGGCCACAUCAUCAUUGUGUGCAACAAAGGCUCAGUCACUGCCUUCUACUGUGUCCUGGGAUACCUGGGAUCUCUGGCUGUAGGGAGCUUCAGUGUGGCUUUCCUGGCCAGAAACCUGCCCGACACGUUCAAUGAAGCCAAGUUCCUGACCUUCAGCAUGCUGGUGUUCUGCAGUGUCUGGGUCACCUUCCUCCCUGUCUACCACAGCACCAAGGGGAAGGCCAUGGUGACAGUGGAGGUCUUUUCUAUCUUGGCCUCCAGUGCAGGCUUGCUAGGUUGCAUCUUUUUCCCUAAGUGCUACAUCAUUUUAUUAAGACCCAGUAAAAAUUCUCUAAAGAGGACAAAGAAAACAAUCCUGUCCAACCAAUUGAUUUCUAAAUUUUAA
Jaculus jaculus (lesser Egyptian jerboa) is the source of this 2412-nucleotide messenger RNA. RefSeq names its product vomeronasal type-2 receptor 116-like. Bases 1 to 2412 code for a protein of 803 amino acids. The record is from RefSeq and is a predicted model, not a curated record. NCBI's taxonomy places the organism in Eukaryota, Metazoa, Chordata, Mammalia, Rodentia, Dipodidae. The transcript has 6 exons. Gene Ontology annotation, cellular component: membrane. Gene Ontology annotation, biological process: G protein-coupled receptor signaling pathway. Gene Ontology annotation, molecular function: G protein-coupled receptor activity.